Messenger RNA from Colletotrichum gloeosporioides, 1848 nucleotides. RefSeq names its product WSC domain-containing protein. The transcript is spliced from 5 exons. Lineage: Eukaryota; Fungi; Ascomycota; Sordariomycetes; Glomerellales; Glomerellaceae. The record is from RefSeq and is a predicted model, not a curated record. Gene Ontology annotation, cellular component: plasma membrane. The coding region runs from base 1 to 1848 and encodes 615 amino acids.
AUGCCUUCUUUUUCAGUUUCAACUCUUGUGUAUCUUCUUUCGGCGUCUGGUCACGCCGCGUACAUUGCAAAACGCGAGGUCAAUGUCGGAGCAAAUCUUCCAAAUGGAUGGACUUACAAAGGCUGCUACACCGAUGGACCUAGCCGUCAACUGGCUCGAGCCAACUACGCGGAUCCUUCCAUGACAGAAGAAUCUUGCGUCAAUUUCUGUCAAGACCAUGGUUUUCCUGUGGCUGGUGUUGAGUAUUCUUCAGAAGCAUGUUGUUGGUGCGACUACAAGAUCCCCGCCGAACGGAAGCCUGAGACGGACUGCAACAUGGUCUGCAGCGGCGAUUCGACAGAGUACUGCGGCGCAGGCAAUAGGUUGACCGUCUUUUCCAAUGGAGGUACUAGCCCUGCUGUCAAUCCUGGCCCUUCAGGCUGGACAUUUCUCGGUUGCUACACGGAUGGUGGCACCCGAACGCUCUCAUAUCGAGCAAGUAUAUCAGGAGGCGGCUCUGCCAUGUCCGUUCUGCAAUGUACCACUGCAUGCACGGCUGCUGGCUUCGCGUUUGCUGGAGUUGAGUACGGUACAGAGUGUUGGUGCGAUGAUGCCAUUCGAGGGGGGGCCUCAAGUGCUCCAGAAGACGACUGCAACAUGCUAUGUGGAGGUAACAACUCGGAACUCUGCGGCGGACCCAACCGUAUCAUUCUCUACAAGGGGGCAGUUGCUCCAAAGACACCCAGCGUUUUGCCCACAGGGUGGAAAUUCCAAGGCUGCUUGAAAGAUAACAUUGGCGGCCGAAGCCUCGGUGUUUAUGUCGGUGUGGAAGGUGGUUACACGAAUGUUGCCAAUUGCAUUGCGGCAUGCGCUGCAGCUGGCUACACCUUGGCUGGUGUUGAGUACGCGCAAGAAUGCUGGUGUGAUAACUCCAUCAAAUUUGGUGGCAUCCCUACCACUGACGGCUGCAACAUGCCCUGCAAAGGAAACACGGCGGAGAUGUGCGGUGGCCCCGAUCGACUCAAUCUCUACUCGCUUGCUUCACUGGACCUGGACUUCUCAACAACGUCGUCUUCAGCCAUUGUCAUUCCGUCUUCCAGUUCGACAACUACUUUGCCAACAUCUUCCGCCUCAAUGACGUCUGCCAUUGCGCUCUCCUCCUCCAUUUCAUCUAUUGGCACCACUCUGGUGACUCCAUCAACCACACUUAUUUCCGUUGCUUCUACGACGACAACCAUACCCACAUUUUCAACCACUUUGAGCGUUUCCACGCCUAGCUCAACAGCUAUCCCUCAAGUUUUUCUUUCAACAUCAUCCACUGCUCCUGCCCGCGCAGCAACGAGUGCUUGCACCAGGACAUCUCGUGCUUACGUCAAGAACGCUGGUUUCGAGAGUGGCCUUGCCAGCUGGGCUUUUAAGGUUACAUCCGGAGACGUUACGGCAGAAGUCAUCACUAACAACCAUCCAAUGGGCGGAUGUUCAACUCUCAUGUUGACACCCCGUUCCUCUCCAUCUGACGGCGUGCGCCGGGUUGUCCUCCGCCAGACACUUGCCGGUGUCAAUAUCACUGAACCAAGAGCAUUUGCCGGCUUCUUUGGUAGACUAACUAAAGCGACGAUUGAUGAUGGCGGUCCUCAAAUUACCGUCAGCUACGGCAGAGUGCGCAUUCACCAGUGGGAUGCUUGUGGAUCUUCUCAGAACAAAUGCAACCUCAACGCUCCUGGUACAUUGGGCUAUUACAGAAUCGUUACCAAGCUAUCGCUUAGUCUCGCCGCGGCGAAGAACACAGAUAUCGUGGUGGAAGUUGUUUGGAGUGAUACUAAUGGAAAGAAUAACCCAGUCCUCUUGGACGACAUCAUCCUCCUAUGA